Messenger RNA from Centruroides sculpturatus (bark scorpion), 541 nucleotides. RefSeq lists its product as uncharacterized. The transcript is spliced from 2 exons. Lineage: Eukaryota; Metazoa; Arthropoda; Arachnida; Scorpiones; Buthidae. Bases 38 to 478 code for a protein of 146 amino acids. The record is from RefSeq and is a predicted model, not a curated record.
UUAACCAAUAAGUUAUUAUUUGAUAAAUAGAUGGUACAUGUUGCAAAGUAAGAAAGAUAAAAAAAAUGAUAAAUAUAGAGGCCAGUUGGAACUUACAGUUUCCUUUAUUAUAAGUGAAACAUAUGCAACUAAUGAUUCUUCCAAUAUUUAUUCAAAAAGUAAAACUGCUACUAAAUUGAAACAAUUAAUGUCCCGUGCAGGCCAAAUAAAAUUACCUCAUCUUCCAAGGCGGAGUUUUUCGUUAAAAUCUGAUAGUUCGGAACUACCAAAACAGCUUCAACAAUUAAGAGAGAGACGUUUAAGUGAAAUACCUUCAAGAAAGUCUGUAUCUUCUGAAGAAGACAUAGAAGAAGAAACAGUGCCCUCUCUUACUCAUAGAAAGUAUGAUAUAUCAAGGUCUUCCUUAAAGGAGCAAGAGGUAAAUAUUAGCAAUAAAUUUUUUCAAAUUGAAUCGAAGAUUAAUGAUAGUUCUUCUUAACAAUAAUUUAAUUGGCAAGAAUUGAUAGUCAUUAUCUGUUGUUAUUCAAAAUCUAAUUUAAAA